Drosophila eugracilis is the source of this 1774-nucleotide messenger RNA. Its product is annotated as 4-hydroxybutyrate coenzyme A transferase. The record is from RefSeq and is a predicted model, not a curated record. Gene Ontology annotation, molecular function: acetate CoA-transferase activity. The transcript is spliced from 5 exons. Gene Ontology annotation, cellular component: mitochondrion. NCBI's taxonomy places the organism in Eukaryota, Metazoa, Arthropoda, Insecta, Diptera, Drosophilidae. The coding region runs from base 158 to 1591 and encodes 477 amino acids. Gene Ontology annotation, biological process: acetate metabolic process.
UUUAGCGAACCAGUUGCAAAUUUGGUGCCGCCGAGGACGGAACUCAUCUCAGAAACUUCUCAAGUGAAACCCACCAUUCAUCGCCCCUGCAUCUCGCGAAUUUCUCGUUAGCCCUUCUCGACGUGUGUGUUUGAAAUAAAAUAUAAUAUAAGCCAUCAUGAGCAAGCAAUUGGCGCGCCAUGUGAGUCAGCUGAACAACCUUUUGAAGACGGCGACUACUGCUUCCACGGUUUCCGCUCAGAACAACUACUUCACUUAUGUCCGGGAGUUGUCGCAUCCCAUCGCUCGGGAGCCUCCAAUCGUAAAGGCGGAAGAGGCCGUGGCAUGCGUUAAAUCGGGUGACACGGUCUUCGCCGGCGGAGCAGCAUCCACGCCCGUGGCUCUGCUGAAUGCGAUGGCAAAGCACGGAAAGAACAACAAGUUGGAGUGCGUCACUGUGUGCCACAUGCACACAGAGGGUCCUGGAGAGUACGCCAAGCCGGAGUACAAGGACAUCUUCCGCUCCAACUCCUUCUUCAUGGGCGCCAAUGUGCGCAAGGCUGUGGCCGAGGGACGUGGUGAUAAUGUGCCGAUCUUCCUUCAUGAGAUCCCGCAAUUGUUCUACAAGAAGAUCGUACAGCCUGAUGUGUCUUUCAUCCAUGUCUCGCCACCGGAUAACCAUGGCUACUGCUCCCUGGGUACUAGCGUCGAUUGUGUGCGAGCUGCCUUGCUCCACUCGAAGCUUAUUGUUGCCCAAAUCAACCCCAAGAUGCCCCGCACCUUCGGCGAUGCCAUUAUUCACAAGUCGCAUUUUGACUACGCCAUCGAGGUCACCGACGAUCUGCCACAGCACGGAACUGGUGAGAUUUCUCCCGUGGAGAAGAAGAUCGGCAAACUUAUUGCCGAGAACCUGGUGAAGGAUGGCGCCACCCUGCAGAUGGGUAUUGGCAGCAUUCCAGACGCCGUUCUCGCCGCCCUGCACAACCACAAGGAUUUGGGCAUCCACUCCGAGAUGUUCGCUAACGGUGUCGUGGAACUGGUGCGCAAGGGAUGUGUAACUAACAGCAAAAAGAAGAUGCACCAGGGCAGGAUCGUAGGCUCUUUCCUCAUCGGUGACAAGGCUCUUUAUGACUUUGUCGACAACAACCCCUUCAUUGAGAUGUACGCCAUCGAUUAUGUGAACAACACUAGCAUUGUGAAGCAGCAGCCCCGCAUGACGGCCAUUAACAGUUGCAUUGAAGUUGAUCUGACUGGACAGGUUUGCUCCGAUUCGAUUGGCACCCGUUUCUACUCUGGAUUCGGCGGUCAGGUCGACUUUAUUCGCGGAGCUGCAGAAGGUCUUGAUGGUCUGGGUGUGCCAAUCAUUGCCAUGCCAUCGACCACCAACAAGGGAGAAAGCAAAAUUGUGCCUGCACUGAAGGAGGGCGCUGGCGUCGUCACUUCUCGUGCCCACGUUCACUACGUUGUUACGGAACAUGGAAUUGCCUCGUUGUUUGGCAAGAACGUGCGCCAGAGGAUGUAUGAACUCAUCCAGAUCGCCGAUCCCAAGCACCGUGAAACCCUGGAGAAACAGGCCUUUGAGCGCAUCAAGGUCAUGCCAUCGCCGAACUAAGCACUGAACUAGAGGAAACCACUUCCGAGCAGCAACCCGCAAUCUUUGAAGGCAUUCCCGAAACCGCUUUGAUACACUUCAUAGAACUGCAAUCAUGAUAGCCCUUAUAGCAUUACCAAAUGUGAAAUUUCAAUUGAUGAGUAACGAAUUAGUGGGAGAAAUAAAACUGGAAAAUAAUUGAAA